AAAUUAAUAAUAUCUUGAACUCUUUUUAAACUCAUGGAAGUAUCUUCCUACUUGUAUCUUAGCAUAAUAUCUCCCUUUGGCGUCUUGACCCCUCCAGUUCCAAAAAGACUUGAUAUUUUCCCUUUAUAACACACCACCCACUUCCCUUUGUCUCAGGCAAAAAAUGAAUUGGACAGAAGCUCAACUUCAUUAGGGAAACAUUAUCUGAUCAAAGAGGGAGAAGAAAGGACCAUUUCUGAUUAAGAAGCUGGAAUCCUUGCAGAGCCCCAAAAAAAAAAGGGUCCCCAAUUCCUCUAACAAUUUACAGUUUCUUUUUUCUUCUUUUUAUUGCUUUUUCUCCUUCUUAUCUUUGAGACAAAGAAGAUGCUCUUUUCAUGUCUUUUUCUAGUUGGAAUCUUUACAACAUUUUCUGUUCUUCCUUAAAAGAAGAAAAAGAAAAAAAACAAAAUUCAAUCCUAUAGAUAAAAGUUUUAAAAGAAAAAGGACACAAGAAACUGAAGUAUUCACUUUAAUCUCUUCCUCUUUUCAUAAUCAAACACUUUCGUCGUUCCUCUUCAAAAAUCUCUACCCUUUGUGGUUAAAGAAAAAACAAUAUGCAUCGUCGUCUUCUUGAAACAGAGCUAACUGUUCCACAACCGUCGCCAGAUGGAACCAGAACACGUGAUUCUUACAUCAUUGGCGCCAAUUUCGACACCAACAUGGUCAUUAUAUUGGCUGCUUUGUUAUGUGCUCUGCUAGGUGCGUUAGGAUUGAAUUCAAUCGUACGUUGCGCUUUGCGUUGUAGCAGCAGGUUUUCUUUAGAAACACCUGAACAAACUGCGGCUCGUUUGGCGGCAAAAGGGCUAAAGAAACGUGAGUUGAGACAGAUUCCUGUCGCGGUUUAUGGUACCGAAGUGAGUAUUCCGGCAACCGAAUGUCCGAUUUGUCUAGGAGAAUUCCUUGAUGGAGAAAAAGUUCGUCUUCUUCCCAAAUGUAAUCAUGGUUUUCAUGUCAGGUGCAUAGACACUUGGCUUUUGUCGCACUCAUCUUGCCCUAACUGCAGGCUUUCAUUGCUUGAACAUAUAGCUGCUGCUAAUUCAGGUGCAGCUCAGGAAGAGUCGGGACGCCGGCAGGGGGAGAAUAGUCCUGGCCGGCAACGUAAUGUUAUUGUAGUUGUUGAAGGGGCUAGCUAGUUGGUAUUUUAAGCCUGAGGAAGAACUUGCCCUCAUUGUAAUGUAAUAUGGUCAUGCAAGUUAAUUUUUAAAUCUUUGCGCUUUACUAGUUACUUUGUGUUUCAUUUGAGUGUAUAAUGAUAACAAAUAUAUAUUUAUAUUCCUCGGCCAA
Messenger RNA from Ricinus communis (castor bean), 1323 nucleotides. RefSeq names its product RING-H2 finger protein ATL74. Gene Ontology annotation, biological process: protein ubiquitination. Gene Ontology annotation, molecular function: transferase activity. The coding region runs from base 594 to 1172 and encodes 192 amino acids. The transcript has 2 exons. The record is from RefSeq and is a predicted model, not a curated record. NCBI's taxonomy places the organism in Eukaryota, Viridiplantae, Streptophyta, Magnoliopsida, Malpighiales, Euphorbiaceae.